CAGAGACAUAACCCCCCUUUUUUUUGGGGGGCUUAAGUCCGUUUCAUAGCGCGGACAUAAUCCCCAAUUUGACUGGGGAAUAUGUCCGACGUAUGGGACGGACUUAAUCCCCAAAAAAUAUACGGACAUAAGCCCCAUAAUUUUGGGGGUUAAGUCCGCGCUGAAAAACGGACAUAACCCCCAAAAUUUGUUUUUUUCAAUAUUUCACAAAAUAUUAGUUUAUUCAUAAUUUAACAAUUUACCGUUAUAAUUCUGCAUGAAAGAACUAGAUUUCGAGUAUUAUUUACGUUUUUUAUCACAAUUAUUUAGUCGUUGACGAGAUAACAUGAAUACAGAAAUGGACUUUGAAUACAUUACGGGUGCGCGUAAAGGUAGCGUUUUAGUGUAUUUAAAAAACGAAAAGCAGAUUUUUGCGUUCAAAUCUAAGUAUUUUAAUAAAAAGACAAGUGAAAAUAUUAAAAGAUAUGAAUGCUAUCAAAGUAAGUGUAAAGCUUCAAUCUUAAUCUCUGAAGUAAAUGGAAAAUGCACUGUGCGAACUGGCAAAGAAGUUCAUCUGGAACACGGAGAUCAGGAGGAACAUAAAAAACAACUUGUUUUAAAAAAUAAAAUCAAAACUGAAGUUGCUCAACCAUCUUUGCAAGCUAACAGAGUUAGAGAGGUAUUCAAUAAUGUAUGCCAGAACAACGAUACUGCAAAAUCGCUGGUUUUUAGUAAAAUGCAGCGCCACUUACGUAGGAUUAAGUGUGAAAAAAUGCCAAGGGUACCUCAAAGCCCACAAGACUUCAUAAAAUUAUUUAAAAAUCCUACCAUACUUAAUGAAUUCGGAAUGUGUGCGAGUAAUAAUAAAGAAAAAUUUUAUCAAACAACUGUGACAGAAGACGAUUUUUCAUACACGCUCUUUUUGUCAAUUCCUAUGACGAAAUUGAUAAAUGAUAAUAUUAACUGCGAUGAUCGACAUUACUUAAUGGAUGCAACAUUUGCGGUAGUUCCAGCAUGCGGAUACAAACAGCUACUAAUAAUACAUAUUGCCCAGGAUAGACACACUUUCCCUUUUGCUUUUGUUCUUAUGUCAAAUAAGAAACAAAAAGCAUAUGAACACGUGCUGCAAUAUAUUGAUUCAAAUAUUUUCAAAUUUGAUGCCAAAAGCUUUACUACCGAUUUCGAGAAAUCUAUGAGGAAUGCCAUCCUUUCUGUUUUUCCACAUACAAAAAUUAAGGGCUGUUGGUUUCAUUUUUGUCAAGCUGUAAGAAGAAAGGCUUCUAAAAUAAAACAACUCUCAAGAUUUAUGCAAACAUCAACAGAGGCAAAGCGAAUUUUUAAAAAAAUUCUCGUUUUGCCACUUCUGAAAGAUGUUGUAAUUGAAGAAGCCUUUAAUAUUUGUAAAAUGGAAGCAUAUGCUAACCCCUUGUUUGCUACAGCAAAUGAAAAUGUAUUUGAACCUCUUUUUAAAUAUUUUGAGGUACAGUGGUUAAAAAAGGUAUAUUAAAAAAUAAAUAAAAUAAUUCCAUAAACAUUAAUAUACAACAUUUUAUUUUGAUAGGAAACUCCCAAAAAUAUGUCCCUUUACAAGGAGCAUAUUAGAACGACAAGUGCAUUAGAAGGGUAUAAUAGCUACUUAUCGACGCGAAUUCCAACACAUGGAAACUUCUGGGAGUUUUUCAAAGUUUUGAAACAUGAUGAGAGUCGACAGUUUAAUGAAUUAUCGCAAACCCUGGAUGGAUUUUAUGAAGUUUUUGAAAGGCCAAAAAAGAGGAAUAGGGACCGACAUGAUUUAAUAAAUGAAUUAGUUUCGAAGUAUGAUUUGGGCGAAAUUACUCUUAAAAUUUUUUUACAAAGUAUGACAAAUAAAAGCAACAACAUAAUGCGUGAUAACGAAAAUAUUUCCAUUAACUUGGACUCGGAAGCAUCAGAAUCCGAAGAAGAGGACGAAAAAAUUGCAGAUGGACUUUUGUGUGAAGUUUGCUUUACAAAUAAAAAGAACAUAAUUCUAAAACCAUGCAAACAUGGAAAAAUUUGUCGGGCAUGUUUUGAUGAAAUUAAUAAAAGAAAUCUUAAUAACGACACACUCACAUUAUGUCCAUUUUGUAAACAAGUAGUUGGUCAUG
Musca domestica (house fly) is the source of this 2105-nucleotide messenger RNA. RefSeq lists its product as uncharacterized. NCBI's taxonomy places the organism in Eukaryota, Metazoa, Arthropoda, Insecta, Diptera, Muscidae. The record is from RefSeq and is a predicted model, not a curated record. The transcript is spliced from 2 exons. The coding region runs from base 326 to 1486 and encodes 386 amino acids.